GAGGAGGAGGAGGAGGAAGAGGAGGAGGAAGAAGAGGAGGAGCCCACACCGGCAGCGGCCGGGCCGGAGCUUGGUCAGGGGAGGGGGAGCGCGAUGUCCCUGGCGAAGCGGCAGCGGCAGGAGGAAGAGGAGGGGGAAGGGGAUGGUGUGGGGGAGGAGGUGGUGCAGAUCCGGCUGGGGGACAAAUGCUACCCGGUGUGCAAGAGGAAACUGAUCGAGCAGAGUGACUAUUUCCGAGCCCUCUACCGUUCGGGCAUGAGGGAGGCAGGGCAGGGCCAGGAGGAGCAGCUGCUGCGUGGGGGGCUGAGCGCCCUGGGGCUGGAGCUGGUGCUGGACUUCAUCAACACCUCCUGCCUGGCCAGGCUGGAGCAGGAGGAGGGGGGCGAUGACGAGCCCCCCUUGCUGGAGGAGCUGGUGGAGGCUGCUUCCUACCUGCAGGUCACCCCCUUGCUCCGCCUGCUCCUCUCCCAGGUGAGGGUGGGCAACUGCCUGGAGCUGCAUCGCCUGGCUCAGGUCUACGGCCUCCAGGACUUGCAUGAUGCCUGUCUAGACUUCAUGGCCGCCCAUUACCAUCAGGUUCUGCGGAGGCCUGAUGCCCGGCCGCACCUCCACCUGCCCCAUGCUCUCCAGCAGCACCUGAAGGAGAGGCGGAUGAGGGGCACUGCCACCCUCGUGGCCAUUGGGGACUUCAUGGGUGCCUCCUCUCUGGGCCUGCCUCCAGGCUGUCACCCUCAGGCAGAAGCCCCCUGGUCUAUGCUGAGGUAUGACGAGGAGGCACAAAGGUGGCUGCCCCUGGCCAACAACCUGCCUCCAGAUCUGGUGAACGUCCGAGGCUAUGGGUCGGCUAUGCUGGACAACUACCUCUUCAUCGUUGGGGGCUACAGGAUCACCACCAGCCAGGAGAUUUCAGCUGCCCACUGUUACAACCCUUGCCUAAAUGAAUGGAGUCAGCUGGCCUCAAUGAACCAGAAGAGGUCCAAUUUUAAGCUUUUGGCUGUAAAUGGAAAGCUCUAUGCCAUCGGUGGUCAGUCCCUUUCCAACGUGGAGUGUUAUAACCCAGAAAAUGACUGGUGGAACUUUGUAGCAUCCAUGCCAAACCCUCUUGCAGAAUUCUCAGCUUGUGAGUGCAAGGGCAAGAUCUACGUUAUCGGAGGAUACACUACACGAGAUAGGAAUAUGAACAUUUUGCAGUACUGUCCCACUUCUGAUUCCUGGACCAACUUUGAACUUUGUGAUGUCCAUGUUCGCAAACAACAGAUGCUCUCUGUUGAAGAAACAAUAUAUCUGGUAGGGGGCUGUAUUCAUGAACUUGGGCCAAACCAAAAAUCCAGCCAAAGUGAGGAUGUGUUAACUGUGCAGUCUUACAACAUUGCUACCAAAGAAUGGCUCUACCUCAAAGAGAACACAUCAAAAUCAGGUCUUAACUUGACUUGCACUCUCCACAACGAUGGAGUUUAUAUAUUGAGCAGGGAUAUUACCUUAUCUACAAGCUUGGAGCACCGUGUUUUUCUGAAGUAUAACAUAUUUACGGACAGUUGGGAAUCACUAAGACGCUUUCCAGCCUUUGGACAAAACAUGCUGAUUUGUUCUAUGUAUUUGCCUGAUAUGCGAAAAGUGUAACAGCAUCAGGUUUUUCUUUUCAGCUCGUUAAUCACUCUUGGAAGAAAUAUUGCUCCCUCUAAGUAAUUCCAGUUUCAGAAUGUAAUGUGGUUGCGUAACAUAGACAUAAAUACUGAUUCCAUUAUUUAAAAAAAAAUAAAAAAUUAACAUUAAAAAUCCAGUAUUAAGAGGUUGCUUCCAGAAACAGUUUUAAUAUUUCAGUUUUUUUAAAAAAUAUUAUUUUGGAUUUAAUUUCACCAAAUAUUGUUUGCAACUUUAACAUAAAAUUAUUGUGUUGGUAACCAAUGAAGGCAUUGAAGGAACUCCAAAGAACAAAACUGAUCAGUCUAGUUUUAUUCUCCAUAUUUAUAGACAACAUAGAAGAUAAAGAAUAUACAUGAUAAAAGUGGAUAUAAUUCAGUAAAGUAAAUAAGAAGCUUAAGAAAAAUAACAAAGGGUACAAUUUCUUUUAAAAUACUAUUUUUGCUCAAAUUAUGUUCUGUCAAAUGCACAAUGUUUAAAAUUGCUAACACUCUUGUUAUGUCUUCUGCAGUCACAAGUGAGAUUAUCAAGGAUGCAAUUGUAAGCAAUUGAGUAUCACCAAGAUACACAUAUUCCCCUGAGUUAUUUGUAAUAAAAUGCUUUGUGAGGGACUGGGAGGAAUUGCCCAAAGGCUGAAGGUUUCUGGUUGGAUACUAGAUGCUCCUAUAGUGGCAGUUGGCAGUAUUUAUUACAGCUAUUAUAAUAGAGGUAAAAAGGCUACAAAUUCAUAUUGAGAAGUUUGCUCAUUUUCCAAAAGGUUUUAAGUUGUAUUCUGCAUUACUGGGUUUUAAAGGUCAAAUUAUAGAAACAAAGAGUUGCCAACAAAUGUUGGCAACAAGUUACGGAAAAUGUACGUGAGCACGUACUGUCGUGAUUCUCCACCAGGCCCACUCUGCUUAGUAACAGUCAUCCAGGACAAAAGGGGAGACUGAAUCACUUAAUAUGGAAGGGUUCAUUUGUGUAAACGACUUCCUACCAACACCAGCUCUAACAGGUGCGCAUGAAUGUUGGCUCUUUCUUGAGGUACCAGGAACCUGCUAGAGAUUACCUUGUUUGCCACCCAAAGUUGUUAGUUUCUCCAAAGAAUGUAAUGAAUGUAACUCCUUUGCGUUCCCUAGUUUCUGCAUAUUGCCUGAGAUACUUACAAUCACGGUGGGCCCCUUUUUGUAGUUGGCAGGGGUCUUCUGAAGGCACCUGCCCAAGUGUGGAAUGUGUGCUCUCACAACAGGAAAAGGAGAAGUUCUUGGUCAUCAUGGAAAGGUUUCACAGCUGCUGCCUCUAGGAAAUAGAUAACCAAGUUAGGUAUGUGUUGAGCAUAUUGCAGGGAUGUUGGUUGGUUCUGCAUCAGCUAUUUCUUGAAAUGAGAAGACAAGAUUUAAUUCACCUGAACACAUUCCUGAUAUUUGGAGAUAUCUUUUUUUUUGAAUUCAGGAAUCUGAAUCAUCUUUUGAAGAUAAGUGCCUUUUUGUACAGAGGAAGCAAAGGCUGCAAUGGUUCCCUAAAGACUCUUUUAACCCCUUUCUUCUCCAUGGUCUUGAAUGAAAUUGGUACUAAAAGAGCUAACAGACUUGAAGUGCCUUGCCAAAUACCUCUCUGACAUUCAGUGCUUAGGUGCAUACUUUCGGUGCUUCUGAUCAUGGAUUGCAAGCCAAAGAGAAAAUCCCAGAAAACUUUGGUCUAGAAUGAGAGCGUUUGGGUUUGAACCUUUUUGCGAUAUAGGUAGACGUUAAGUAAGGUACUUUGGAUAUCCAGGAUUAACCUCUUGGGUAGGAAUUUUGCAGCCUGGCUGAGUAUGUUACGCUUAAGCCCAAACUAGUGUCUAUCAUUCAGCUGUAUGCAUGAAUUUCAUGAAUGAAGCCCUUGUCUAUGUGUUCAUUCCUUUGAAAACCUGAUGCACUGAGCAGGUGAUAUGUAAUGACAGUGGUAUCAGACCAAACAAUGGUUAUUCUGUAAUGAAGAAAUGAGAUGACUUUCAUAAGAUUCUUAAGUGAUGUUUUUUUAACCUUAAAUUUCAAAAGUGUUUUAGAAUAGAUGUAGACAGUGUUUCAUUGUCUGGUGAAAACCAGAACAAAAGUUACCUCAGCCACAUUAAUUUACUUGCUUUCCUUCAUUUCUUUUCAGUUCGACAUUCACUACUCUACAAUCAUCCUUCAGUCAACUCAGUUUAAUAGUGGUGGAAAAAAUCACAUUUGAGUUGCAGCAUUCUCUUCCCUGGCAAAGUAAUUUUGAAGAACUGACAUUCCCAGAUUUGCAGAGUGGUAUAUCUAAUGAAGUCCUUUCAAACACAUCCAUUUUGUAGUGCAGGUGUCAUUCCAAAAGCAGUGAUACAGUGUUUUUGAUAUGAUUAUUCUUUUUCAUGAGAGGCCCUUCCAUGCUGGUUAAGUACGUGCUGGUUUCAGCUUCCGGUUAUCAAGUGACCACAGUGCAGUCUGGAGAACCUGCUCAAAUAGAAAAGAGAAAACGGCUCAGAUUGUAAAUGUUAUCAGACCCUUGUGUGAAUCUGUGGUGCAAAUUCAUCAAUGCUGACAUCUAAGAGUACUACAGUCACAAAUCAAAACUGGUGUUGAAUUUAGUGGUACCAGACUAAUUGGACUGUAUGACUACAAACUGAAAUAUAGAUUUUUUUAAAAACAAAGUUCAUUACAGAGAGGUAUGCAAUGUGGGUGUUCCUAUAAAUUAGGAGGGGAAAAAAAAAAACGCAUCACAAAACUGUCAAACCAUCCCUUGCCUUUCUCAUUUUCUUUCCAUCACUUUAAUAUUCCACAUAAGGCACUGUUGAACAGCUUCUGUCCUUCAGGCCAAGGAAAACUUGUUGAGAGUCACUAACAGUGAGUAAUUAAAAAGCUGCUUUUUAGCCAGUGGAAAUGUUGUUCAGUGAUUAACUUUACUGUGGUUACUUUCAUGGUGGGGAAAAGGGUCCUAACUUUAGGGUAAAUAAGCUUUCUUUGAACAACGAUACAAGUUUAGAGCAAGGGGCCUUAUCACCUGGAAAUUCAUCAGUGUUAUCCUGUUGUUGCUCCUAACCUACCAUGUGGCCUUGGAGAGAUCACCUUCUUGCAUCUUUGCUCCCCAAUAUAACACUGAGAAAUGAUGCUACAGAUUCAGCGUUUGUGGAAAUUGACCCGCAUCGGUUACGUGAGAGAGAAUGGAAGGUACUGAGUGCAAUGACAACAUUUAGCACAUAACAUGCUUAAAGAUCUGCAUGGGUAGAAGUUAAUCAUCCUUAUCAUCCCU
Cygnus atratus (black swan) is the source of this 4875-nucleotide messenger RNA. RefSeq names its product kelch like family member 42 (gene KLHL42). Gene Ontology annotation, molecular function: protein binding. NCBI's taxonomy places the organism in Eukaryota, Metazoa, Chordata, Aves, Anseriformes, Anatidae. The transcript has 4 exons. The coding region runs from base 94 to 1620 and encodes 508 amino acids. The record is from RefSeq and is a predicted model, not a curated record.